AUGCCCAAACGCUCCCGCGAGACUGAGCGCGAGUCCUCUUUGGAGGACGCGGCUCCUCUCUCUCACUCCCUCAAAAAAUACCGCGCCGCCGCCCCCGCUUCCGGGCGAUCCAACCACAGCUCCGCCUCCGGUACGAAGAUCCGGCACCCGCGAGUCCACCUGGGUUCCGAUCAGGCCGAAAAUCCUGAAGGCGACACCCAUCGGAUCCUCAAGGAGAAGUCCAAGCCCCCCGCCCCGAGCUCUAGUCGAUCUGUGCGCAGCACAGCUUCUAGCUCGAGGGGCCAACACCAUCAGGACGACAAUGAUGACGCCGAUCAUCAUCCCCACAAAAGGCGUCGGACCGGUCCGACAACACAGCAAAGCGAGGACGACCAGUGCCUCCACCUCGCGCUUUACGCCGUCCGCUCGGGCGGUUUAUUCCUGGAUUUUGACAGCUGUCUCCAGAUCGGCGUCUAUCGCGCCCUGGAAGACCUCGAAGACACCGCGCUUCGCCGCCUCACGACGACCGCGUCUAACGAUUAUGAUGGAAUGAAAGAUCACGAGGUGAUCUUUUGCGAUAGAUUAUGGCAGUGGAUCGAAGACCACUGUCCAUACCUGCAAGAUCUCAUCCGCUCGCCCUCAAAAUUCAAAGAGCUGCGCGGCCGCAUUGGCAAGAUCACAGAAAAGAUGGGCGUGCACCGCGGUAACGACAUCAAGAACUGCAAGCAACACAUCGGUUCUAUUGCCGCCGUCAACUCGAGCGCCGGUCUCGAUCCCCCGAUCACCCACUUGUCGCAGCGCGCAGAGCUCGGGUUCUCGCACAAGGACCUCGCUCGCCUCCUUGUCCCUGUCGCCCACUUCAAAACAUUUAUGGAGGACGAAGAAACCGUUCGACUUCAGAUCAAGAACGGUAACGCACCAUUCGUCGUGCGCUCGAGUCUCCUCCCCUCCUUCAUGUACAGAGGCAAGCAUCUCUGUGGUGAUCAAUUCGACCCAGAUCGUCCAUGGAAGGGUCUUUGUGACGGGUUUUUACUAGCUCGAUUUUUGAAGAUGCUGUUCAUCAAUCCGAAGGCGUCCCUGGCCGCCAACGCUUCUACGUUCGUCAAGCCGCGCAGCAAUUGUUUGCUGAUGGAGUCGCCGAAGGUCACUCGCGAACAUGUUGCCUACGCCAUGAUCAUUCUUCGGUUUGUCAUGUGUUCUGCGUCCCAGUGGCCCAUGAACGAUGGCGACUACAGUUUCAAACGGGCCCAUAGUUAUUUCGUCGCAUGGCUCAACGACGAGCGCGUCCAAACCCAUGUCGACGCGAUACUAGCCCGGAUCAACAAGUUUGUCUAUGGUCACGAAGAGGGCUACAAGCCCGGGCGAUGGAACGACGACUCGGACGCAUCGGGCGACGAGGAGAACGAUUUCGACCGUCUCCUACGUCUCCCCCCGAGCCCAGCCUCGUCUGACAGCCUCACGUAUGGCCGUACGCCGCGGUUGAAGACUGUCGACCUCGAAGUCGAGCUCGACGGAGACACUGAGCUUGUCUCAACGUCACCUGAGCCGACUUUCGACGAGGCGCUCGACGGAUCUGCGCCCUCCUCGCGCCCUCCAUCGACAGCCAGCAAGCCGCCGUCCGCGUCAGCAAGAGGCAAGGCUAAGAAGACCGUCUUCACCUCCGACGAGGAUGAAGACGAGCCCGCCAUUGCUUCAAAUGUUCGCCCCGCCGACAAGGACGAGUCCUCAUCCGUCUCGGAGCCCCGUACUCUACCUCCGGCUCUGGUGUCCUCGUCCUCCAUCCUGCGCGGUGCGGUCAACGUCGCCGACAAGCCCCAGCCGACUCAGCGCACCAAGAACAUACCCGCGUCCUCCGGUAGCAAGGCACCAGCGAGCGCUAUCGAGUCCGACCUCUCUUCAAUUGAAGAAGAUCCAGCGCCGGCGCCAAAGCCUGCCACUCGAACCAGGGCAAAGAGUGCUAGGAUCAGUACAGGGGGAAAACCACCGGCGAAGAGGACUGGCAACUAG
Messenger RNA from Coniophora puteana RWD-64-598 SS2, 1986 nucleotides. RefSeq lists its product as uncharacterized. Bases 1 to 1986 code for a protein of 661 amino acids. The record is from RefSeq and is a predicted model, not a curated record. NCBI's taxonomy places the organism in Eukaryota, Fungi, Basidiomycota, Agaricomycetes, Boletales, Coniophoraceae. The transcript has 8 exons.